Linum tenue is the source of this 696-nucleotide messenger RNA. NCBI's taxonomy places the organism in Eukaryota, Viridiplantae, Streptophyta, Magnoliopsida, Malpighiales, Linaceae. The record is from the annotation of a GenBank genome assembly.
AUGGCUGCAACUUCGUCUCUGUUCCUCCGCUUCUCCCCAUCCAAAACCCAAACCCUACUCCCACCGUCAAAUCCAAAAUCCAGCCGCCGCCACCAUUGCUCCACUCCCUUCCUCCCACCAGCCGCCACCACCACCCGCACCCUCUCCCCAAUUCACAACCUCCGCCUCUCCCACCGCAAACCCAUCACCACCGUCACCGCCCGCCUCUCCGGCAACAGCAACACCACCACCCCGGCCACCGAUCGCCUAAUCGCCGCCGUCGCCUACACCCUCCCCUUCUUCAACUCCCUCCAGUACGGCCGCUUCCUCUUCGCCCAGUUCCCUUCCGUCUCCGCCCUCCUCUUCGAGCCCCUCGUCCCUUUGCUCUCCCUCUACCGCUCCCUGCCCUACGCCAGCUUCGUCGCCUUCUUCGGCCUCUACCUCGGCGUCGUCAGGAACCCGAAUCUCAGCGACUACGUCAGGUUCAACGCGAUGCAGGCGCUCACCCUCGACGUCCUCCUCGUCCUCCCGCUCCUCUUCGGCAGGAUCUUCAACCCGGGUCGAUCUGCUCUCGCCGUGAAGUUGAUUGUCUGGGGUCAUAACGCCGUCUUCUUGUUCACCUCGUUAUGCUUUGUCUAUGGCUUGGUGAGUAGUCUCUUGGGGAGAACCCCUUAUCUCCCUUUUGUUGCUGAUGCUGCCCGCAGGCAAAUGGGGUAG